Molecule: messenger RNA, 2328 nt
Organism: Paramecium sonneborni
Lineage: Eukaryota; Ciliophora; Oligohymenophorea; Peniculida; Parameciidae
Source: the annotation of a GenBank genome assembly
AUGAUUAUUAAAAGAGGUCUGAAUUUUUCAAGACUCAUAAAAGAAGCUUCUAAAUUAAUUCAUGGUAGAUAAUAUAUUGAUCAUUAUUGGUAUUUGAAAUCAAAGUAUGAUAAUUUUAUAACAAUAGUCCAGAGUCACUUUAACCUAUUAUAGAUAAUGAAACCAAAAUAAAAAAUUCAUUUUUUGAAUAACCUUAAAUAAAAGAAAUAUUUAAUGAUUAUUAUUAGGUAUCUUAUGGUAGAAAGGAUGGAAGAACUCAUGAUAUUCCUGAAUUAUAUGAUGAAUAUGAAUAUAAUGGAAGAUUUGCAUAUUUUGAUACGGGAAAUGAUUAUUAAAUAAUUGAGAGAUCUUUAAAAGGAGGUGAUAAAGAAGUAGUAUUAGAUUUAAGGAAAAUAUAAUUUUUGAAAUAGUAUCAUGCAACAUUGAAAUUAACAAAAUUAAAGAUAUCAGAUGAUCAUAAAUUGAUAGCCUUUGGGAUUGAUUUAUUGAAUAAUGAAGAUAUAGUUUGGUUAAUGAAAUAUAUAGAUGAUGAUAGAGUGUUUAGAACAAAGUUAUUUGAUUGUUUUGAUGCAGCAUUUACAAAAGAUAAUUAGUAUUUAGUAUAUACUUAAUAUGAUGAUAAAUUCAGACCUUAUAGAUUGAUGUUACAUAAAUUGGGAACAACUUAAGAAGAUGAUGAGUUAUUAUUUGAAGAGAGGGAUGAGUAGUUUUAUUUAGAUUUGUAAUAAACAAAAGAUGGAAAAUAUUUUGUUUUAUUAAGUCAGACAAAGUAAAGUAAUGAGGUGAUUUUGAUAGAUCGUGAUAAUCCUAAGAAAAUUCAAAUACUAUUUUCAAGAAAUGAAAAUGCAAUAAAUUUAGUUCAUCAUCAUGAAGAACAUGGAUUAUAUAUAUUGACAAAUAAGAAUUCUUAUGAUUAUAAAGUUUUAAAGUAAGAAGGAGAUAAAUUUGUAGAUUUUUAUUGUCCAUAAUAAGGAGAAGUGUUAUAGGAAGUAGAUUUAUUUCACAAACAUUUGGUGUUAUAUUUUACAAAGGAGAGUGAAAGUUUUAUAAAAGUGAUAUCUUUAGAGGAUAAAGAGAUUUAUAAUUUAUAUAUUCCUCCAACUUUAGUUUAUACAGAUCAUUAAAAAAACAAAAAAAAUCUAUUAAGAAAUAUUUAUGAUAGAGUGAUAAAAAAUGAUAAAUCUUAAUAUUUUUUGAAUAAGAAAGUUGAGAAUGAAGUAUUAGGAUGUACAAUAGAACCUGGGGUGAAUCAUAAUUAUAAGAGUGAUAUAUUUUAGUUUCAUUUGAGUACACCUUUAGUAUAUGAUUAAGUCUAUUAAUACAACUUAUAAAAAAAAUAGUUAUCAAAACUUUAGGAUGCAAAUCUUACAGGUAAAGUAUUCAAAAGAGAAGAGUUUAUUUGUACAAGAUAUUAUGCUCCAAGUAAAGAUGGAACAGAAAUUCCAAUAACUUUGGUACAUCAUAAAGGUUUAUAAAAGAAUAGAUAAAAUAAAUUAUUAUUGCAUUCAUAUGGUGCAUAUGGUGUUCCAUAAGAAAUACCAUUUAAUAUAGUAUAUUUGAAUGCAUUAGAGAAAGGUUGGACAUUAGCAUAUGCACAUAUAAGAGGUGGAAAUGAGAGAGGAAAGGAUUGGCAUAGAUAAGCAAUAUAAGAGAAUAAAAUAAGAAGUAUAGAAGAUUUACUUGGAUGUGCAGCAUAUUUAAUAACAGAAGGUUAUACACAUCCUUCAUUAUUAUGUGGAUUGGGAGCAUCUGCAGGAGCUACAACUUUAGGAGCAGCUGUAAAUAUGAGACCUGAUCUUUGGAAAUGCGCUAUUAUGCUUUCACCUUUUUUAGAUGUUUUAGGAUCUUUAUUAGAUGAAAAUCUACCAUUAACUAAAUCAGAUUAUUUAGAAUUCGGUAAUCCUAAUGAUAAAAAAAUAUUUGAUACUAUACUUAGUUAUUCUCCGUAUGAAAAUUUAAAAUCACAAGUUUAUCCUGCUAUUUAUAUUAGUGCUGGAACUGGCGAUUUUAGAGCACCUUUAUGGAAUGUAUUAAAAUAUACAGAAAAAUUGAAAUAAAUUGCAGUUAAGUCUCAAAAAGUUGAAAUCAUAGGAGAGCAUCCAUUUAUUAUUGAUAUUAAUGAUGGUGGACAUUAUGGAGGUGCUGGAGUAAUUAUUUUAUAAUAUUAUUAAGGCUUAAUCUGUUAUUGAAGAACGUACUAGAUAUAUGACAUUUCUUGAUUAUUAUGUUGGAAUUGGUAAUAAAGAAAUUACUAAGAAAAAUCUUACUUAAGAUAUUGAUGACUCUAUUUAAUUAGCAGAUGAAGAAGAUAAAAUUUAGAAAUAAUGA